Myotis myotis is the source of this 6244-nucleotide messenger RNA. RefSeq names its product leucine rich repeats and immunoglobulin like domains 3 (gene LRIG3). NCBI's taxonomy places the organism in Eukaryota, Metazoa, Chordata, Mammalia, Chiroptera, Vespertilionidae. The coding region runs from base 255 to 3521 and encodes 1088 amino acids. Gene Ontology annotation, molecular function: protein binding. The transcript has 18 exons. The record is from RefSeq and is a predicted model, not a curated record.
UCUGCGGGUGAAAGGGGCUCCGGCGCGCCGACGCUGCUCGUCCGGCCCCUCUGCCGCAGGGCGCCCUUCUUUUCGGUUUCCCUCACGCUGCUCCGGUGCAGGAAGAGGCUUCGGCGCGGAGAGUGAAGGAAAGGCGCUCACCUGGGAGCGCGAGGGGAGGGCGCGGGCAUCACCCUCGGCUGGAAGUUGGUGCGGGGCUCCGAGCGCGCGCCGGCUGCGGAGCGCAGGGCCGGGCGAGAGGCCGCGGGACCGCGAUGGGCGCGCCGAAGCUCCGGGCGCCCGCGGCGGCGCUGGGGCUGCUGCUGUGCGCGCUGUUGGGACGCGCGGGCCCGGCCGCGGGCAUCAGCCGGGGGGUCGCCGCCGAGCGCCGGUGCCCCGCUCCCUGCCGCUGCCUCGGAGACCUGCUGGACUGCAGCCGCCUGCGGCUGGCGCACCUUCCCGAGCCGCUCCCGCCCUGGGUCGCUCGGCUGGACUUAAGUCACAACAGAUUGUCUGUCAUCAAGGCAAGUUCCACGAGCCACCUUCAAAGCCUUCGAGAAGUGAAACUGAACAACAAUGAAUUGGAGACCAUUCCAAAUCUAGGACCUGUCUCAGCAAAUAUUACACUUCUCUCCUUAGCUGGAAACAGGAUUGCUGAAAUAUUACCUGAACAGCUGAAACACUUUCAGUCCCUGGAAACUUUGGACCUCAGCAGCAAUAAUAUUUCAGAGCUUAAAACUGCAUUUCCACCUCUACAACUCAAAUAUCUGUACAUCAGCAGCAACCGGAUCACAUCGAUGGAACCUGGGUGUUUUGAUAAUUUGGCCAACACGCUCCUGGCGUUGAAGCUGAACAGGAACCGGAUCUCAGCUAUACCACCCAAGAUGUUCAAACUGCCCCAGCUGCAACACCUUGAACUGAACCGAAACAAGAUAAAAAAUGUAGAUGGGCUCACGUUCCAAGGGCUGGGAGCUUUGAAGUCUCUGAAAAUGCAAAGAAACGGAGUAACAAGACUUAUGGAUGGAGCUUUUUGGGGGCUGAGCAACAUGGAAAUCUUGCAGCUGGACCAUAACAACCUAACAGAGAUCACCAAAGGCUGGCUUUAUGGCUUGCUGAUGCUACAGGAACUUCAUCUCAGCCAGAAUGCCAUCAACAGGAUCAGCCCUGAUGCCUGGGAGUUCUGCCAAAAACUCAGUGAGCUGGACCUAACGUUCAAUCACUUGUCGAGGUUAGAUGAUUCAAGCUUCCUGGGCCUAAGCUUGCUAAAUACACUGCACAUCGGGAACAACAAAGUCAGCUACAUUGCUGAUUGUGCCUUCCGGGGGCUUUCCAGUUUAAAGACUUUGGAUCUGAAGAACAAUGAAAUUUCCUGGACUAUUGAGGACAUGAAUGGUGCUUUCUCCGGGCUUGACAAACUGCGGCGGCUAAUCCUCCAGGGAAACCGGAUUCGAUCUAUUACCAAAAAAGCCUUCACUGGUUUGGAUGCGUUGGAACAUCUGCAUUUAAAUACAUCAAGCCUUUUGUGUGAUUGCCAGCUGAAAUGGCUCCCUCAGUGGGUGGCGGAGAACAACUUUCAGAGCUUUGUAAAUGCCAGUUGUGCCCAUCCUCAGCUGCUGAAGGGAAGAAGCAUUUUUGCUGUUAGCCCAGAUGGCUUUGUGUGUGAUGAUUUCCCUAAACCCCAGAUCACGGUGCAGCCAGAAACACAAUCGGCAAUAAAAGGUUCCAAUUUGAGCUUUAUCUGCUCGGCCGCCAGCAGCAGUGAUUCCCCAAUGACUUUCGCUUGGAAAAAGGACAACGAACUACUGCCUGAUGCUGAAAUGGAAAACUAUGCACACCUCCGGGCCCAAGGCGGGGAGGUGAUGGAGUACACCACCAUUCUUCGGCUGCGCAACGUGGAAUUUACCAGCGAAGGGAAAUACCAGUGUGUCAUCUCCAAUCACUUUGGCUCAUCCUACUCCGUCAAAGCCAAGCUUACAGUAAACAUGCUCCCUUCUUUCACCAAGACACCCAUGGACCUUACCAUCCGCGCGGGGGCCAUGGCGCGCUUGGAGUGCGCCGCCCUGGGGCACCCGGCCCCGCAGAUAGCCUGGCAGAAGGACGGGGGCACAGACUUCCCUGCUGCGAGGGAGAGGCGUAUGCACGUUAUGCCUGAGGAUGACGUGUUCUUUAUCGUGGAUGUGAAGAUAGAGGACAUCGGGGUGUACAGCUGCACAGCCCAGAACAGCGCAGGAAGCAUUUCUGCCAAUGCGACUCUGACUGUCCUAGAAACACCAUCAUUUCUGCGGCCCCUGUUGGACCGAACAGUAACCAAGGGAGAAACAGCCGUCCUGCAGUGCAUCGCGGGAGGGAGCCCUCCUCCCAGGCUGAACUGGACCAAGGACGACAGCCCGUUGGUGGUCACAGAGAGGCACUUUUUCGCAGCGGGCAAUCAGCUGCUGAUCAUUGUGGACUCAGAUGUCAGCGAUGCUGGGAAAUACACCUGUGAGAUGUCUAACACGCUGGGCACUGAGAGAGGCCACGUGCGCCUCAGUGUGAUCCCUACUCCGACCUGCGACUCCCCGCAGAUGACUGCCUCAUCCUUAGACGAUGACGGGUGGGCCACUGUGGGCAUCGUGAUCAUAGCCGUGGUUUGCUGUGUGGUGGGCACGUCGCUUGUGUGGGUGGUCAUCAUAUACCACACAAGGCGGAGGAAUGAAGAUUGCAGCAUUACCAACACAGAUGAGACCAACUUGCCGGCAGAUAUCCCUAGUUAUUUGUCAUCUCAGGGAACGCUAGCUGACAGACAGGAUGGGUACGUCUCCUCGGAAAGCGGAAGCCACCACCAGUUCGUCACUUCCUCAGGGGGCGGAUUUUUCUUACCACAACACGACAGCAAUGGGACAUGUCAUAUUGACAACAGCAGUGAAACCGACGUAGAAGCUGCCACAGAUCCAUUCCUGUGUCCCUUUCUGGGACCCCCAGGCCCUGUGUAUGUGAAGGGGAAUGUGUAUGGGCCGGACCCCUUUGAAGCCUAUCACGCAGGCUGCAGCCCGGACCCGCGAGCUGCGUUAAUGGACCACUGUGAGGCCAGUUACAUAAAGAAAAAGGAGUGCUACCCAUGUCCUCAUCCUCCCGAAGAAUCCUGCGAACAGAGGGGCAGUGACACGGGCUGGCCCUCCCACGUGAGGAAGUUAAUCAACUCUACUUACUCUCCGCAUGAAGGACCUGGCCCGAAAAAUGUGUGUCCAAACAAGUCCUCUUUAGAUUUUAGUCCAAGUUCAGAGCCAGCAUCAAUUACCUCAAGUCAUUCGUUCAUGGGAACAUUUGGAAAGCCUCUGAGGAGACCUCACCUUGAUGUCUUUUCAAGCUUUGGACAGACGUCGGAUUGUCAGCCAAGAGCUUUUCACUUGAAAGCUCAUUCUUCCCCAGACUUGGACUCUGAGUCAGAAGAAGAUGGGAAAGAAAGGACAGAUUUUCAGCAAGAAAAUCACACAUGUACCUAUAAACAGACCUUAGAAAACCACAGGACUCCAAAUUUUCAGUCUUAUGACUUGGACACAUAGACUGAAUGGGACCAAAGAGCUCUAAUAUACUACUACCUCAAGUGGACUUUUAUUUAAAAGAGAGAGAAUCCUAUGUUUUUAAAUGGAGUUAUGAAUUUUAAAAGGAUAAAAUGUCUUAUUUAUACAGAUGGACCAAAAUUACCAAAAUUUAUAAAAAUUUUAUACUGGGAGUAACUUUCAUAUAAGAAUUUCUUUUUAAAGUAUUUUAUAACUUUGUUUUAUGCAACAACAAAAAAAUCUUGUGUAAAUUAAGGGUAUAAAUCCAUGACUAUUUUAUGUAUUUUUAUAAUGCCGAAUUUCUUUUUAUUGAAAAUAAGUACUAAAGCAAUUUAAAUAAUACCUGUCUUGUACUUUUUUUUUGAAUAGAGGUCACUUCAUUUUACUUUGCACAUUACAUUUAAUAAAAUGUAUCAUUUUGAUCCCAAGUGUCAUCUAUAUAAUAGCAUUUUUAUUGCUUUCAACACUGUAGGCUUAAUUAUUUCAUAUUAUCAUGUCUCAAAUUGAUGAAAAUUAUAUGCAGCACAUAAAAAUAUGAGCAAAUUCAACCAUUUUGCUUACCUCCCAGGGUUGUAAUAUAGACUCAAAUCAGAUUAGUGUAUGUGAAAGCAUAUAGUAAGUGAGAAGGAGCUGCAAAGAUUCAAGGUACGUUAAUUUGCUUCUAACUCUUCAAACAAAAGAUUUGUUAUACUCUGGUGUAAUAUAGUACAACCAUCAUUGCUUAAGUCACUGCCGGAGCCAUGAGUCCUUAAUUAUAAUAAUGCCUUAUGUGGUCUAAUGCCUUGUGCUUUUCCAAAUAGUUUCACAUUCACCAUCCCUUUAAUUAUAACGAGGGUGGUUUUUUGCACAUUUCUGUAGUUAAAACAGCUAAAGUAGACGUGGAUUUUCAUCCACUGUUCCAGGUUAUAGUAGGAUGCUGGUAGAAUUCUCUGCUGUUCUUACUGAUUUUCUUACAGAAAAAGCUAUUCUAAGCUAUCCAGCAACAUUCUUUAAUAAUUAAAAUAUUUUUGUAAUUUGAUCAUCAUAGCUCUCUACUUGUUAAAAACUGAGUAUCAGAUCUGUUAAACACAUAACAUAAUUUAAAUAUUUGUUUUAAACAGUAGUUAAGUGACAUAGCUUGAAGCAAUAGAAUAAAACAAACUUAAGUUUAAUAACACAGAUAAUGCCCUAACUGGUUUGGCUCAAUGGACAGAGCAUCAGCCUGUAGACUAAAAGGUCCCAGGUUCGAUUCUGGUCAAGGCCACAUGCCCGGUUGCAGGCUCAAUCCCCAGUAGGGAGCAUGCAGGAGGCAGCCAGCCAAUCAAUGAUUCUCUCUCAUCACUGAUGUUUCUAUCUCACCCUCUCCCUACCUCUCUGAAAAAAAAAAACAAUGCAGAUGAUGAAGUUAGAUUUCUUUUUCCAGCAAAUUCUUCACAUCUGUAGUUAAAACAGUCUUCUCUUGCCCAAGAAAAAUUAAAUUUGGUAUGGAAGGAGUUAAUAUAGCACAUUCAGCUUUAAAAUUGAACCAGUUGGAAGUGAGACUGUAUGUCAUUGUCAGUUCUUUGAAGUAAAUUGAAAACAGCUCUUAGAGAAAGCAGAUUCUCCUCUGAAGAGAUGUUGGGUAAAGUUUUCCUGCUCAGUGAGUUCAGAACUUUGUUGUUUGUGAGCCAGGAGCCUGGAACCCAGAUCGCAGUAAGAUUUUCCUUCUUUAGUUUAGACACCGAGUCCAAGGCAGGAAGUUGAUUCUCCCUUGGACCACAGUGACUAAAGUGCAAAGAAGUGAUCUCAGAUGCCUUGCCUUUAUCAUAUUGCCAAAUUUUCAAAUCUUACUGUUAAUUUGUCUUCAUUAUUGCCAGAUGUGAUGCAAGCAUCACUAGGGACCUCUUCAAUAAUUAUGAACUUAUUUAAAGCAUUUAACUUUUCCAGACUGAAGCACAGAGGGUCAUUCAAGUCAUUAAUGCCUGAAAUUCAAAACUUAGAUUCAUUCUGCAUCAGUAUGAUUUUCCCUUUUACUCUGCUCAUAUGCUGAAAUUAUGGAUUGCAUAUAAUCUUAGCUGCUAGAGAAAUAGGAGGAGCUUAACUUCUCUUGGACAUUUGCAGGAAAAAAAUGUAUAAUUUUGAGACUACAUAUUCAAUUAACAGAAUGAGUCCAUUAGGUAUUAAGAAAUCCUAAAAUAACAGACUUAAGAAAAAAACUAAUGUAAAUAAAUAUCAAAUUACUUGCCUUAUUUAUAAGGAGGAAUGUUUAAAAUGUUGAAUUAUUCUAUGCUUUCUGAUACAGGAUCAAUUCAUGUACAACCUAUCCUAACAGAUUUCACACAACUUGUAUUUUUUUGUUCACUGUUGACACUAAUGAUAAGAUAGUUAUUGUGUAUAAUUUUAACUGUUUUUUGAAGAUAUUGGGGAAAAUAUUCCCUAAUUAUGGCAGACAACAUUUUCUAAAGAUUAAAUAUCUGUAGAACUCUUACAAUUUAUUGUCACAGUGUUCCUACAGAAAGAAACUAACAGUUAUUUUCAGAAUAAAACCAAUGGGACUAUGGUUUAAAACUUGACUGGAAAGUGCUUUGAUCUUUGUACACAUGUGACGGGUUUUAGUCCUUUUGAUUUAAUGUGAUAGGAAGUAAUUCACAAUCAAUUUUGCAGGAGAUGUGCUAUGCUAGUAUUUUUCUAAGAGAAUGAGAACCAAAUGUCAUUGCAAAAUGCCUGCCCUGUCCCUCCCACUCUUGGAUCAGCAGUAAUUGGACUUG